Spirodela intermedia is the source of this 1626-nucleotide messenger RNA. The record is from the annotation of a GenBank genome assembly. NCBI's taxonomy places the organism in Eukaryota, Viridiplantae, Streptophyta, Magnoliopsida, Alismatales, Araceae.
AUGGAGAUAGAGCCUGACUGGCGUGGCUUUUUCUAUGCAGCUCAGAAGCCUAGUAAGAUCAGGAAGAUUAUCAUAGGUACGCUCUCUCUGCAUGAAAAGCGGUCGCUUUUCGUCGCAAUAUAUGGCUUUCUUUUCUUUCCCUCCGAGGAACAAUAUUUUCUAAAACCUCGCCGCCUUCAAUCUUGUUGCUCAGUUCUGCAUCUUCUUCGCGCAGGCGUGUCGGCAGGAUUUGGGGGCGCACUCCUGGCUGGCUUCAUUUGCUUUCUUUUCUUCAGACGGAAGAACAGGAAGUGGCGAUCCCACUCUUCGGAUCUGCUCUUCCGGUCGGGCUCCUUAGAGCCGUCCUUGAAGAAAAACCCGGAGAGUGGCAGCUUGCAGUGCGGCACGCAGUACUUCAGAUACGAGGAGCUGCACGAGGCCACCAACGGAUUCAACCCCUCCAGCGAGCUGGGCGAUGGCGGGUUCGGCACCGUCUACAAAGGUUCCCCUCCUCCUCCUCCUCCUCCUCCUCCUCCUCCCGUUCUCCUUCUUCUUCUUCGUCAUCAUUAUCAUCAUCAUCGUCGUCUUCUUCUUCUUCUUCUCGUAGCAACUCGCAGCAACCAACCAUCCAAAUCCCCCCGUUCUUGCUCUUUAAUAUAGAUGGUAUUUGUUGUUGUUGUGUGUGCGUGUGCAGGGAAGCUCCGAGACGGGCGCAUCGUCGCGGUGAAGCGACUAUACGAGAACAACUUCAAGCGCGUGGAGCAGUUCAUGAACGAGGUGGAGAUCCUCAACCGCCUCCGCCACCACAACCUGGUCAGCCUCUACGGCUGCACCUCCCGGCACAGCCGCGAGCUCCUCCUCGUCUACGAGUUCGUCCCCAACGGCACCGUCGCCGACCAUCUCCACGGCAAUCUCGCCCCCCGCGGCGCACUCACCUGGCCCCUCCGCCUCCGCGUCGCUCUCGAGACGGCCACCGCCCUCGCCUACCUCCACGCCGUCGAGCCCCAGAUCAUCCACCGCGACGUCAAGACCAACAACAUCCUCCUCGACGGCAAUUUCCACGUCAAAGUCGCCGACUUUGGGCUCUCUCGUCUCUUCCCCGUGGACGCCACCCACGUCUCCACCGCCCCGCAGGGCACGCCCGGGUACGUUGACCCCGAGUACCACCAGUGCUACCACCUCACGGACAAGAGCGACGUCUACAGCUUCGGCGUGGUGCUCGUGGAGCUCAUCUCCUCCAUGCCCGCCGUGGACAUCACCCGGCGCCGGCACGAGAUCAACCUCUCCAGCAUGGCCAUCGGCAAGAUCCAGAGCGGCGAUCUGGCAGAGCUGGUGGACCCGAAGCUGGGCUUCGAGACGGACUGGGAAGUGAAGAGGAUGAUCACGGUGGUGGCGGAGUUGGCGUUCAGGUGCUUGCAGAGGGAGAAGGAGAUGAGGCCCGCCAUGGACGAGGUCGUGGAGGUGCUCCGGAGGGUGGAGAGCGGGGACGACCAUGCGAAGGAGGAGAGGACGGGGGAGAUGGAGGAGCCUACGAAGACGACCAUCGACGAGAUGCGCUUGCUGAAGAAAGUGGAUGAGCCUCCUUCGCCGGACACGGUAAUGCACCAGUGGUCCAGCAGGGCCACCACACCCCACGCCAGUGGGUAA